CCAUGCACUUUCAAUCUCCCUCCAACUUCAACCAGUAAGAAGACAAUGUAAUAAGGAAACAAAACCCUAUCCUAAAUUUCAAUCGUCAGUUUCUCAGAAAAAAUGUCGAAAUUAAAUCACCAAAAAGACCUGGAUCUCCUUCUCUCUCUACCAGAUAGGGUUUUAGAAACCCCUCCAGCUUCUCCUUCAUCUAAUUUCCCAGAUUAUUUGUCGGAUGAUGGAUCGCCAAAGCGAUCGAGGGAGGCAGAUAUGUCUGUCUUUAGAGAUGCUGUUCAGGAUUGUCUUGAUUAUGAUACUGAAAUUGCCAAAAAAGCUGUCAAAUCAAAGCAUACCAAGGGGUCAAGUGAUCUUGAGGUUGAAAAAUUCUCAGGUUUGCGAAUUCGAAAUCAACUAGUUUCAGCUGUUGAACUGAGCAACCAUUUUGCUGAUAUUAGGUUCAUCCGGUUAUCAGCAAUAAGGAAUUCGCUAGCAGGCGACACCCUUUCUGGUUGUUGGGCAACUGUUGGCGUUUUAACUGAGAAGGGGCAACAAAGAACAAGUUCAACAGGGAAGAACUACGCAAUCUGGAAAAUGGGAUCUUUGGAUGAAAAAACUAUUUCUCUUUUUCUUUUUGGUGAUGCUUAUCAGAAGAACUGCAAUGAAAAGGCUGGUGCAGUUUUUGCCCUAUUCAAUUGCAGUGUGCGCAAAGACAACUCGGAAAAUGGGUUUUCUUUGAGUGUUUAUUCAGCCAGUCACAUUUUAAAGAUUGGCACGUCUGUGGAUUAUGGAGUUUGCAAGGGAAAAAGGAAGGAUGGGAUGGCUUGCACAUUAGUCGUUAACAAGCGGCGUGGAACAUAUUGCAGCUACCAUAAGCAGAGAACAUCUGAGAAAUACUCCAGUACAACAAGGGCUGAACUCAAAGGGGGGAACCUACAAACGGGUUUCAGAGAUCAUCUCAAGUCAGAAGGAAUUUACAUGGUUAAGCCUUUAACUGACAAGACAAACUUUACAAAGUCUGCAGCACCGUUGAAAUUACUGUCUGUUGAUGGAUUGAAAAAGGCAUUAAGCAAAGCGGGGAAAGUGACUACCAAUGUACAUUCUCAAGGAAUAAGGUUUCUUAGUCAAAUGACAGGAAACUUGAACUCAAGUAGUACCAAAGAAUCUAUUACUGACCAAGAUCACACAAAAAAUAGGACAAACGAAAGGUCAUCUUCCACCAAGAGAAAGAAUCUAAGUGAAAUCAGACCAAGUCAUAGUUUUGAGCACAAGAAACCAAAAGUGGGGCAGCAGCAGCAGAAUUCAGCACAAAAACCUGUGCAGGUUAAAGAAAAAAUGAUAGAACUAGACCUUGUCAGUUCAGAUGAUGAACUUUAGAUUUACCAUAUACUAUGCUAGUGUUUGUAAUCAUCUGAUGUCCUGUUUAAUAUAUUCUUUUUCCUCUUUCAUUUCAUACAGUAAAUUCUUAGCUUGUUGAAUAUGAACUUCUACUCUUGUUA
Molecule: messenger RNA, 1475 nt
Organism: Nicotiana attenuata
Lineage: Eukaryota; Viridiplantae; Streptophyta; Magnoliopsida; Solanales; Solanaceae
Product: protein MCM10 homolog
Exons: 11
Coding region: 103-1353 (416 amino acids)
Biological process (GO): DNA replication; DNA replication initiation
Cellular component (GO): replication fork protection complex; nucleus
Molecular function (GO): single-stranded DNA binding; DNA replication origin binding
Source: RefSeq, a predicted model, not a curated record